Molecule: messenger RNA, 5766 nt
Organism: Prorocentrum cordatum
Lineage: Eukaryota; Dinophyceae; Prorocentrales; Prorocentraceae
Source: the annotation of a GenBank genome assembly
AUGGAUCCCAGGGAGUCCGUCGAGGCCUGCGAGGAGCAGUCGGCGCUGCCGCACGACGAGCGGUCCAGAGCCGCCACCCUGCAGCCGCUCGCGGAGGCGGAGCGGGCCGUGGCGGCGGAGGGCGCGGGCGACGCGGGCGAGAGGCGCGGCGAGGAGCAGGCCAGCCUCGGGGGCAUCGCCCGCACUGGCGCAGCGCUCGGCGCGCCGGCCGGGGCGGCGGGCGGGGCGCGCCGGGAGCGCUGUGCCCCGCUGGCCGAGUUCGGGGAGCCGCGGAGGGAAUCUAUGAAGGGGGCCGCGGUAAGUCGCACCACUGCGCUGGCGCAGCACCAGCUGCGGCGACGCCUCGAGCAGCGCCCAGGGCGACGCCCCCGCAGCCGGGGCGCGGGCGCGGCCGCCGCGGGCGGCCCGGAGGCCCCGCAGCCCGCCGCGGCCCCGCAGCCGCCCGGCGCGGCCACCUCCGCGCCGGAGCCUGCGUGCGCAGGGGCACGCCCCGCCGAGGCCGAGGCGGCCGCCGCCUCCCCGCCGGAGGCAGCGGCUCCCCCUGCGAGCAAGGAGGCCGAGCAGCACGAGGCCGCCCCGGCGCUGCCCGGCGGGCCGCAGGGCGCCCCGCCCGCGCCCGCGCCGAGCGCGGAGAACUUCCCGACGCUCGGGGGGAGCAGGCCCGGCUCGGCGGCGAAGGCCAAGGCGGCGGCGGCGCCCUGGGGCGCCAGGAGAGGCCCGCUGCCCCAGAAGAGCGCGGAUGAUGCAGCCCCCGCGGCUGGCGGCGCUGUUGCAGCCUCGGAUGGCCCAGAGCCGCCGCAGACCGCCGUGGCCCCGCCACGGCCCGUCGCGGCCCCGUCUGUCCUGGAGCCAGCGCCCGUGGAGGCAGGCGGUGCCGAAGCCGAGGUAGCCGCAGACGCCACGUCGACAGCAAAGGCAGCAGCUCCCAAAUGCGCGGAUGGUUUCCCAACGCUCGGGGCCACCAGGCCUGGUGCGGCGGCAAAGCCCAAGGCGGUGGCGGCGCCGUGGGGCGCCCGGAGGGACCUUGUCUAUGAGAAGCGCGAGAAGGACACUCCCGCAGCCACCAACGUUGCUGUGGCCUCUGCCGGCCCAGAACCGCCGCAACCCCCCGUGGCCCAGCCGCAGCCCGUUACGGUCCCAGCUGUGCCAGAGCCAGAGUCUACAGAGACAGGCUGCGCCGAGGACGGGGCUUCGGCUGACACAGUCUCCUCGCACAGGCCAGCAGCUCCGAACGUCACCGAGAAAAGCGAGUUCCCCGAACUUGGUGGCUUCCCUUCGCUGGGCAGCACGACUUCGAAGCAAGCUGCCCCGAGCCAGGCCGCACGCAAAACCUGGGGCGCAGCAGCCAAGGCCUCGGUGAAGGCAGCAGCCUCUCCCGCCACGACGUCCUCCAAGGCACCGCCGCCAAUGCCGGCAGCCACGGAGGCAGCUCCCGAGGUGGCCGAGCCUCCGGCGACCGCCCAGCCCCCGGCGGCGGCGCCCGAGCUGCCCGACAGGGGCACGGCGGCGACCGAGCGGAGGGCCCCCGCCGGGGCAGAGGCCGCGGCCGAGCGGGAGGCAGCCGCCGCCGAGGCGGCGGCGGCGGCGGCCGUGCCGGUGGCGCUGCCCGGCCGCGGGGCCGCCGAGGGCGAGGAGGCGGCUCCCGAGGCGGCCGCCGAGGUGCCCGCGGCCCGCGGGGCGUGGGCGAAGCCGCUGGGCCUGGCCAGGGACCCCGCGCAGGCGAGGCCCGCGGCGGAGGAGCAGCCCGAGGCAGCCCCGCCGCAGCCCCCCGCCGGCGCCGGCGCUCCCGAGGCGGCAGCGGCCGCGCCGCCGCGGCAGCGGCAGCAGCAGCCCGAGGAGGCGGCUCCCGCGGGCGGCUCGGUGGAGGCCGAGCAGGAGGCGCCGCAGCGGCUCCGGAACGACUGCGCGCAGGCGCAGCCGGAGGCCGUGGCGGAGGCCCCGGCGGAAAAGGAGGAGGAGGCGGCGGAGGAGGAGGGGGGCGGGGCCACGGCGAGCGAGGCGGAGGAGCGCCCGGGCGCGGAGCAGCCGGCCGCGGGGCCCGAGGCGCAUCGGGGCGGCUGCGCGGAGAGCGCCUCGCCGGUCGACCUGUCUGGGCCGCCGCUGGCGGCCACAGCGCGGGCGCUCCCGAAGAGAGUGCCGGCGGCGAUGGGCAAGUGGGCGAAGCCUCUGGCGGCGGCUGGCGAGGGAGACUCGGCCGAGGCGCAGUGUGCAGCACCCGACGUGGCGUCGCCCAAGGCAGCGGCCGCCCCUCCGGCCGGCGCGUCGCAGGGCGGGGUGGCGGCCGCGCCGGCAGUCGCAGGGGCAGCGGAGCCUGACUCGGCCGAGCCCGUGGCCGAGGCCGUGGAUGUUGCCCGAGUGCUGCCAAGGAGAGCUCCGAAGUCGAGCGCAGUGGACGGCAAGGGCAGAGGUAAGGCUGUCGGCAGCACCGCCGGGCAGGCCUCCAUCCCCGUGCCCAGACCGCAGGCUGCCGCGCCAGAGGCAGUCCCCCCCGAAGCGGCGGUGGCUGCUUGCACCACUGCCGCGUCCGCGCCCGAUUUCGUGACGGAGGCAGGGCCACCGUUGGGUGCCACCGUCGGCGCUGUGCAAAAGGGCAACGCGGCAACGAGGCCAGAUGAGCCGAGGAAGCUCCAAGGUGCGUGGGCUAAGCAAGGCGCUUGGGGCAAGAAGCCGUUGCCAAGCGAGCCUGGCACGCUCAAGGUCUCCGCUGCGGAGCAGUCUGCGGUCGCUUCCGAGCCCUCUCCCGUUCCCGCGCCCGCAGACACGGCGCCUGUGGACCAGGCAGCCACCCCAGGACCAGCCGCAGCAGCCCAGGAUGAAAAUGAAGAGGGCACUGGCGACAUAGAUGAGGCGACAAGCACGGCCGCUGAAGAGGAGCGACGCAAGCAGGACGCCGAGACUGCGGUACCGGCGGCACCUGCGGCCCUGCCUGCUGCGCAGCCCGAUCAGGCGCGAUCCGCUUCGGUGCCACAGCCAACGGCAACGUCAGCUGGUGCGGCAAAGGAGGUGGAGAAGGCUGUGUCGCCCGCGGCGCCCAAGGCACCUGCGCCCCGGCCCACAGCGGCGCCCCAACAGACGCAGGCUGUUUCGGCGCCGCAGCUCGCUUCCACACGUGCUGCAGCGCCGCCGCCACAGACAUCACAGGCGAAGUCAGCCGUGUCAGCAGAGGAGGCGGAGCAGAUCCUCAGCAACGCCUUCGCAGAUGCACCUGCCCUCAGCGCAACAAAGCCGGCGGCCAAGAGGGCGAUGGGCGUCUGGGGCAAGAAAUUGGAGCGCUGCCCUGGCGAGAAUGCUGAUACCGCUGACUCCUCCGAGCAGCAGCGGGGCAGCCGGGUAGUGCGGGUGGAGGCCACACCAGAGCCUCACGACGAUGGAAACGAGGCGUCCCUGGCUCGGGUGCUUCCCGCUCCAUCGCCGGCAGACAGCGACGCUGCCACGGAACCGCAGCCGAGCUCUGCGCCAUGCUCGGAUCACCACCCUUCGGCCCAGGGCGGCAUCGAGGACAGGGAGACGGCGGACUCCUCGGGGACGGGCCUCGAGCGAGAUGCGGAGCACACCGACGAGGAGGACAGGUCGGACGAGGCGGACAGCUGCUUCGGGUCCGUGGCCACGCCAGAGCCAGCCCCAGAGCGAGGGGUCCGCGAGGGCGGUGCCGCCGAGGCCGCCGGAGCGACUGCGGAGCCCAGGCCGGCGCUCGGCGCCGUGAGCCUGAGGCCGCAGGUGUGCCCGAAGGGCAGCAAGCCGUCCCUGCUGGGCGGCACCGGAGCGGGGGCGCCGAGGCUCGGGCGGCCUUCGAUGGGAGUGGCGGAGAUGCUGAGAUGGCGCGAGGCCGCCCUGGAGAUGCCGCCGCCGGACUUUUUGCACUGCGUGGCCCUGGUGCACGAGACGACCUUCGAGCCGCCGGUCAGGGCGCCCAGCGACAGAGUGUCGAGGCAGGGUUCCAACCGUGGCCUUCCGCAGAGGACUCCCAAGGGCGGUGCGCGGCGCCAGUUCGCGCGCGAGGACGAGCCGGUAGAGCCGCUCCCGCAGUCGUCCAGCUCGUGGGCAGCGCAGCAGAGGAGUUGGCACAAAGACGGGCAGGACGAGGAUAAUUCUGAUACGGUCAUCACGAGACGGGUCAGGUCUUUGUUGAACAAGCUGACAGUCGAGAAGUUCAGCCUGCUGCUGGAGCAACUCCUCUCGUGCGGCAUCUGUACACAGGCUCACCUUGAGAUACUGAUGCAUGAGAUCAUGGAGAAGGCCACGACACAGCACCAUUUCAUCAACAUGUACACCGAGCUUUGCGUCCAUCUGCACAGGUGGUCCGAGGAAAACGGCAUUGGCGACGCGUCUGGCGACAAGAACGCGGGAUUCAAAAAAAUCCUCCUCAACGAGUGUCAGAAUUCCUUCGAGAAGUAUCUCAAGCGGCCUGCCCACCUCGCGGACCUCACUGGUGAAGAGCGCGAUUUGGCUGAGGUACGAUACAAGACGGCGAUGAUCGGCAACAUUAGAUUCGUCGGUGCAUUACUGUCCAGACAAAUGGUGGCCAGCACCGUGAUCUUCGCAAUCGCCGACGAGCUGCUUGCGACGCCCCCCGUUCCAGACGCCUUGGAAAGCCUAGCGGCGUUCCUCACCACGGUCGGUAGCUUGUUCGACACGCCCAACUGGAAACACCGCGAUAAGCUCAACGAGUGCUUCAAGAAGAUCGGCAAGCUGUCCAAGGACCCGGUGGUUCCAGUGAGGAUACGCUGCCUCCUCUCCGACGUGCUUGACCUUCGGGAGGCGAACUGGAAGGACAACAAGAUGGCGACAAAGACCAUCCAGGGCCCCAUGACGAUCGACGAGGUGAAGCGGGCAGCGAUCGAAGAGGUUGGCGGGUCGCAGGGCAGCGGCUCCCGCGCGCCCCGGGCGAGCGGCAACGGGACGUGGUCCGCGCCAGCGACGCCCGCGGGCGGCCAGGGCGGCGGCGGCAGGCCCCGGCCGGCGCUGCAGGGCGCCGGCGGCGGCGAGUGGUCGACGGUGGGCGGCGGCCCCCGCUGGAGCCCGUCCGGGAGGGAGCGCGGGAAGCUCUCGCAGAAGACGUCGUCGCCCCCGCCGCGGCCAGCGGAGGCCGCCGUGAAGGAGGGCAGGCCCCGUCGCACGCCCGAGCGCGUGCCCCUGCGGCUCCGGCAGCCCCCCGGCAAGCACGCGGAGGCGGAGAGACCGGGCGGGCCGGACUUCGGCGAGGUGCGCGCGGAGCUCCGCGCGACGGUCAGGGAGCUCAGCCUGUCUCACGAUAUUUCCGAGGCGCUCCAGAGAGUCACGGAGCUCAAGGUGCCGAGAGAGCACCAGUCGGCGGGUCUCGACCACAUGCUCGGGCAGAUUGCCGAGGAGGGCAGCUGCGAGGCGCGAGCGGCUUGUUUGACCUUCGUCGUGCGGCUGUUUUCCGACGGGGUGCUGCUGAAGUCGGAGCUCGCCCCCGGUCUGCAGAAGUUCUUCGGCAGCCGGGUCCAGGACCUCACCUCCGACGUGCCGUCGCUGCCGGCCAUGGUCAGGACGGAGUACAUGCCGGCCGUGGAGGAGCUCGUCCAGCUGGGAUGCCUGGGCCCCGAGCAGAAGGCGGCGUGCGCCGCGGCGCUCGGUGAGGCCUGACCCGCGGAGCUCACGCGGUGCCAGAAGCUCCGCCGGAGAUCGGCGCGGAUCUCUGGGGCUGGCGCGGGGCCCGAUGCCACAUCCCGUCGCUGGCAUGGGAGGCGCGCCCGGGGCCAGGGGCGCCAACACAGGGGUCGACGCCAUCGGGGCCCAGGGCAG